UACAAGUCAACCCCUUAAGCAGUCCAGGGUUUGUCGAAGCCACCUGUGACGCCGUCGCUGGCGGAUCCGAUGGGGUCGAACAAGACGAGCAGAGGCGGCGGGGCGACCGCAUCUCCUUGUGCCCGUCUCCGGGACGCCUACCACGACUGCUUCAACAGGUGGUAUUCGGAGAAGUUCUCCAAGGGCCAGUGGGACAAAGAAGAGUGCGUCGCCGAGUGGGACAAAUACAGAGCGUGCCUCGCGCAACAUUUGGAAGACAAACAUCUGAGGCGUAUACUCUUGGAGGCAGAAGCUUCUCCAUAUUUUGUUAAAAAUGAUGCAAGCUCCCCUGCAGAUAGAGAUGGCACCACCCACCAGUGACUAUAUAUUCAUGAGGUGCUUCUUGUUCUCCAAGUUUGCACUCAUUAUUUGUGAUAUUGCAUCAUUUGGUCACAAUGAGAAGAUGCGUUGAUUAUGAUAGUGUCGUAACCGUAGCAUGCAAGUGGGUGGAGGUGUAUUUUAGGCUUUGUUCAGAUUUGUCAGCAACAAAUUUUGAUUUACUAGGAUCGGGAAGAUGAAACCGACUCCGUAGUUAAUUAGCCGGGUACUUCUGUUUCUUCUUC
Messenger RNA from Musa acuminata AAA Group (dessert banana), 602 nucleotides. RefSeq lists its product as uncharacterized. Lineage: Eukaryota; Viridiplantae; Streptophyta; Magnoliopsida; Zingiberales; Musaceae. Gene Ontology annotation, biological process: phospholipid translocation. Gene Ontology annotation, molecular function: phosphatidic acid transfer activity. The transcript has 3 exons. Bases 70 to 360 code for a protein of 96 amino acids. Gene Ontology annotation, cellular component: mitochondrial intermembrane space; nucleus; cytosol. The record is from RefSeq and is a predicted model, not a curated record.